Messenger RNA from Tigriopus californicus, 2973 nucleotides. RefSeq lists its product as uncharacterized. The transcript has 2 exons. Lineage: Eukaryota; Metazoa; Arthropoda; Copepoda; Harpacticoida; Harpacticidae. The record is from RefSeq and is a predicted model, not a curated record. Gene Ontology annotation, cellular component: extracellular region. Gene Ontology annotation, molecular function: chitin binding. The coding region runs from base 255 to 2960 and encodes 901 amino acids.
AGAGAGCGCACAUUUGGCGACAACAACAUUGACAAUGUUUUAGUGGGAUGUACAGUAGAGUAUUAGAGUAGACGUGGGUCGGUCUUUAGUUCACACUUGAGGAAGUAAUUUGGCCAGCCCAUUAGCGCGGCGAAGACAUUUGACGUGUGGAUCACCGUUGUUUGAGUUCACUUGGUCACAUCUCAUUGACGUGGUUGGAUUUCGCCAGUCACGAAUCGACACUCGACGACCAACCAACCAUCGAUGGAUCAGAAAUGAAGAAUCUCCAACUUUAUCUUAUUGCUCUCCUCCUGCCAAUUUAUGCUUCUGGCAAGCCUUUCCCAAACGGCCUUCAUGAACGGCGGCUGGAUGUUGUGGAUUGCUCGGUGAGCAACUUGGUGCCUUCACUCUCGGAUUGCCACAGCUUCUACCAAUGUCACAAUGGGCUCGCUUUUCGCCAAUCUUGUGGGUUCCUGCUCUUCAACCCAAUCAGCCUGCACUGUGAUUGGCCUCAAACGGUCACCCGGAUCCGAAGUGAGUGUCGCAAAACUUUCGCCAUUUUUCCAAACUCCAAUGAAGUGCCUGUCAAAUGGACAAAGCGACCUUCUCAGACUCAGGCAAGUGUAGCGGGACCUCCCAAGGAUGCUCGGCCUCGAAAAAUUCAUUCUGAAGAUUCUUUCAAUCCAUCAAAUGAAAAAGCACUGCGCACCUCCAGCAAGACAACAACAACAACAGGAACCACAACAACAACUACUACCACUACUUCCACAAAGACUACAAAUACCACUAGUACAACCCAAACCAAAACAACAAUAACAACAACAAAAACAACCACUAUGACUACGUCAACAACGAAAAGCCUGACAGCCAUUAAACCCAAUCAAGUGAACACCACCAUUGAGCUUGUGGAGGGCAGGGAUCUCCCCAUUCAAGAGAACCCUCCUCCAACUCCUUUAAGAAACCGCUCCGAGUUGCCGUGGAGUGUUUCCGUGGUCAAACCAGGAGAGUCAGACAUUCUCUUUCCUAACAAGUUCUUUGAUUCUGGAACAUUCAACUCGAUCAAAGACACAAUGAGAUCUAGUGCAAGUCAAGAAGAAGCCUCUGCCAAAGGCAAAUAUAAAAACAAAAGCAGCCGCAGCAACAAUGGCAGCAACAAUGGCAACAACAACAACCCAAUUCCAAUCACAAAGAGCCCUUUUGAUGUGGAAUACAUGGAUUACGAGUACGAUAUGGAUGCGGCCGUGGAAGAAAUGGCCAAAGCCACCACCCCAGCGGCUCUGAAAAUGGAAGAUGAACUGUUCCAACUGAUCUAUGAGGCUCAGAGCCAGGAUGAGACAAUGGAAACUCCAGGAAAAAUCACAGAAGACGACGACUUUCCAUUUGUAGUUUCAACCCCGACAGCUACUACCGCCUCACCUUAUAUCUACGAUCCAUUCUAUCCUCCUUUCGAAGAGCUUCCCGAUCCUUUGGUGUUUUCGCCAACUUGGACGACUCCGACCAGUAACGAUUUACCAAAUGGUUUAAACGAUAACCUGAUAACCAAUCCAGUGGUCAUCACACCUGAUCACCGAUUUACCAUUGAAGAGCCAUCUCCUCUAGCCCAACCAGCCACAGCCACAGCCACAGCCAAUGGCGACGACAUCUUUUCCAAAUUGGCGGGUUUGGGAACAUCAAGUGGAAUGACACCGUUACUUCACGCUUUUAAGAACGAAAUGCACAAGCUCAUGAGCCAUGAUCAGGUGCACGACGCUGCCCACCACGUGCUAGACAACAUUGGCUCCAAUCACAUGGUUCAAGAAGCCCAUCAACAUGCUCAAUUCACUGAAGAUCAGAUUCAAUCCAUUUUGGCCAUGGCAGCCACCAAUCCCGCGAUAAAUAGUAUGAGCCAAGACGUCCUCAGCCAUCUUUCUGCGGAACAACUGAACCUGGUUGCCGAUCGGAUUCAAGAGUCUGCAGUCAAGGCCGUUCAAGCCCAGAUCAACGAGGUUAUGGAGUCCAAACCAAUCGCAGAUGUGAAGAAGGAAGUGGAAGCAAUCCUUAAAAGCGAACCUCUGGCCUCGUUAGGCCGAUACAUUCAAGACAUCGCCCAAACCAAUCCUUUAGAUGGCGUUGCUGAUCAAGUGAAGGCUGUGGUCCAAAGUCCCGAGGUGCAAGGUCUUCGGAACAAAGCUAGCGAUAUUUUGAAUAAUGACGAAAUUAAGCUAAUGGCCAUCAAAGUCUACCAAAUCCUCCUCAGCAAACCCGUGCAAAACUUAUCCAAUGAUAUUCAACGAUCUGUGGAACAAAAUCUCAAGAAUCUAGGGACCGGCGUGGGUACGAUCCUCGAGAGCCAAUCCCAACACAUCGACGCUUUAAGGCAACAGAUGACGAAAACCGGGCGACAAGUCUCAGAUGGUUUGAAUGGUCUUUCCUCGAUGAAGGACGAAUUGCUUCAACAUGGUGGCCAAAUUGUUUCUAGCGUGGCUGGACUAGGCCAAGCAGCAUCUGACAUGGUCUCCAAAACUGGCCAAAUGAUAAAGGCCACCAUCGAUUGUCCUUGUCAAACCCAGGGCUCUGCACACUCUUCCCCGUCUCCACCCGAGCCUAGGGCCUUGCUUGAUGAUGCCGAUACAAAAGAUCGAAAUGGCAGCCCCACAGCCUUGAUACGAGAUGUGAGCACGUACUUCCCUAUUCUGGACGAAGAAGGCGACGAAGUUGGAGACAAAGUUAAGGAGGAGAGUUCCUCUUCCGUGUUUUAUUUCCCCUUUGUUCCCAAACAGUCAAGUACGACCAAAGUGGCCCCCAAGCAGAUGGCAAAUUGUCUGAAUCACUUCCUAGAUUGCCUUGACAACAUCAAAGCCAACGAAGAGCAGCAAGGCCAGGCCAAUCCCGGCGACAACAAAAGUUGCCAAGAUCAUUUCCAAGAAUGCAGCAUGAGUAGAGACAACAGCAGUAGCAGCAGCAGCAGCAACAACAACAACAACAUCAAGAAUUCGCCAUAGUCAAGUAAUACGA